GAUCAGUGUGUGUGUGUGUGUGUGUGUGUGAGAGAGAGUUUUAGUGUGUGUGUGUUUCUGCAGCAGUAUGGAGGAGUGUGUUUACCCCAGUCUGCAUCUGGACUGUCUGAUCAGUAUCUUCUCUUUCCUCAGUGAAGAUGAUCUGGUCACUGUCUCCUAUGUGUGUAAGGAAUGGUAUGAAGCUGCAGAAACUCCAUGGUUAUGGAGAGAACUGUGCCUGCACCGCUGGGGUUUCUGUAACCUGGGCCAGCUGCUCUGCGACAGUGAGCAGCACACCUGGAAGAGGUAUUUCCUGCGGCGCUCCAAACUGGAGCAGAACAUGAAGUCCGGAAGGACAGGUGGAGACUACACCUGUAAGAGCCUGAGAGGUCAUAAAGGCAGGCUUGUUGGUUUCUCCUACCUGGUGGAAAACAGCAGCGUCCAGGACAGCUGGAACUGCUCACCAGUGGUCUGCAGCGCCUCCAGUGAUGGAACAGUCAAAGCAUGGGACAUUCACAAGGCUGUUAAUCUGUGGACCACCACUGGUCAGAACCCCCUGACGGCCAUGUUCACCGAUCCUCAGCGGUGCCUUGUAGGAGCUUCUGAUAACACUGGAACCAUUAAACUGUGGAACGGGGAGACUGGAGAGGAGAUAGCCUCUUACUCCGGCGGCUCGUCUCAGUGCACUCUAAUGCCCUUUAACAAGGACGAAAACGCAUUUCUCAUGGUGGGAACUGUUCUGGGAUCAUUGAUCACACUCAGCUCUCCACAGCUCACUGAAGUCUCCAGGCAUAUGGUGUGCGACUCAUUUAAAUUAAAUGUUCUCGUCUCUUCGCCUGAUGCGAAAUGGAUAAUCGCUGCUACAAAGGAAAGCUCUGAUUUAAGCCUUGUGGUGUUGUGGAGUGAGAGUGUGUGUUCUCCGGUUGCGGGUGAGAAAGUGGUCAGUAUGAAUCUGCCGGUCUGCGGCUGCAGCGCUGCGGUGUUCCUCCCCUCUCAGCGCUCCAGACUGGCUGUAAUCCACACCGACGGUCUUCACGACCAGAGAACGGUCACUGUCUUCGACUUAAGCCUGAAGAAAUCCCUGUACAAGGAGGAGCCUCAAGCUCAGCAGGUCGAGUCGUUUAAGCUGGAGUUAAAUCAGUGGCAUUCGGACCUCAUCCUGAAGGCGAAGGGGAGCAACACCCUCCUGCUCACUGACGGCAACGAUCUGAAGGUCUACACCCUGAAAGGAGCUCUUAUUGCUACUUUUAAGGACCACACCCAGCCAAUCAUCUCUUUCUGUGUGGAUAACUUCCGGGUGGUCACUGCAUCACGUGACCUGUCUCUAAGAGUGCUGACGUGGAGAAAUGACCGAGAGGCUGGUCUGACCCUGGAGAGCCAGUACCACCUACUGGGAGGCUCCCACAGUAUGUCCAGAGGAUUCAGCCAGGUGGAGUGUGAUUACGCCAGUAUAGUCGCCUCAGUGGAGGCCGUGGACGGGAAGGAUGUGCUGAAGGCUUAUAUUUUUAAUUCUUGAUAAAAGUUUGAAUUUCAAGAGAAAUAACAUAAUAACUCUAUAUACUGUUUGUUUAUGGAUGAAUGAAUAUCAUUCCAGAGUUGAAAACUGUGGUUUACCUUUAUUUUAUAUAUAUUUAAUAUGACUGUGCUUCAUUUAUAUUCAAAGAAACUCUCAUUAUUAAAUGCUGCAAGAAAUAAAAACACUUUUAUUACAGCAGUUUACAUUAAAACAGUUCUACUGAAGUGUUUAAACCAGUGAUACAUCUUAAGGCUGUUAAAGGUACAGAUGCCUGAGGUAUUUUCUUGUUUGCUGUGUUUGCCUUAAACCAUAUGACUUAAUCCUGUAAAUAACUGCUGAUAUUUCCAACAAUAAAAUAUAUAAUAGAAAAUA
This is a messenger RNA of Astyanax mexicanus (Mexican tetra), 1867 nucleotides long. RefSeq names its product F-box and WD repeat domain containing 12 (gene fbxw12). NCBI's taxonomy places the organism in Eukaryota, Metazoa, Chordata, Actinopteri, Characiformes, Acestrorhamphidae. The transcript has 10 exons. The coding region runs from base 68 to 1495 and encodes 475 amino acids. The record is from RefSeq and is a predicted model, not a curated record. Gene Ontology annotation, molecular function: protein binding.